AUGGCAUCUCCACAGAAAAUCCGCACCCCAGCUACGGAUCUGCUUGGCAUAAAGCACCCCGUACUGCUGGCCGGCAUGUUCAACGUGGCCUCGCCGCGCCUCGCCGCCGCGGUGUCCAACGCCGGCGGGCUGGGUGUCAUCGGCGGCGUGGCGUACACCCCCGAGAAGCUCCGCGAGGCGUUGGAUGAGCUCAAGGGCUAUCUCGUGGACAAGUCCGCGCCGUUCGGGGUGGACCUUCUCAUUCCGCAGGUUGGCGGCAACGCCCGAAAGACCAAUUACGACUACUCCCACGGCAAGCUCGACGAGUUAAUCGAAAUCAUCAUCUCAAGCGGCGCGAAACUCUUCGUCUGCGCGAAAGCCAUCGACGCCGGCGCGGAUCUCCUCUGCGCCCAGGGCGGCGAGGGCGGCGGCCACACGGGCGAGAUCCCCACAGUCGUGCUCAUCCCGGCCGUGUCGCAGAUCGUCCGCGGGCAGAAGAGCGCUUUCACAGGCCAUGAGGUGCUCCUUGUCGCGGCGGGCGGCAUGUUCAACGGGCAGACACUGGCAGCGGCGCUGAUGCUGGGCGCCAGCGCGGUGUGGGUGGGCACGCGGUUCAUCCUGGCCGAGGAGUCGGGGGCGUCGGAGAUGCACAAGAAGGGGCUGGAGGAGGCGGGCUUUGACGAUAUUAUCCGCACGACGGUGUUCUCGGGCCGGCCGUUGAAUACGCGCACGACGCCGUAUCUGCGGCGGUGGGAGGGCGAGCGCAAGGAUGAGAUGCUCGCGUUGCAGGCUAGGGGUGUUAUUCCCAUUGCACAUGAUAUGGACACUAAGCCGGAGGAUGAUGAGGUCUUGGAUAAUGCGCACCCGGUGCUGAUGGGCCGGGUCGCUGGGUUGGUGAAUGAGCGGCUCACGGCGAAGCAGAUUGUUGAUGGGAUGGUCGAGGAGGCUAAUGCGUUGUUGAUCCGCGAGGCUGUCUCACUGGAUGGCAUCACCUGA
This is a messenger RNA of Aspergillus terreus NIH2624, 975 nucleotides long. Its product is annotated as NAD(P)H-dependent flavin oxidoreductase. The record is from RefSeq and is a predicted model, not a curated record. Gene Ontology annotation, molecular function: nitronate monooxygenase activity. NCBI's taxonomy places the organism in Eukaryota, Fungi, Ascomycota, Eurotiomycetes, Eurotiales, Aspergillaceae. Bases 1 to 975 code for a protein of 324 amino acids. The transcript has 5 exons.